GCUGCGGGGCGGGGCGGGAGGAAAAGGGGAAGCCAGCUUGCUUAUCAACAUGGCGGUGGCCCGGGCGGACGUGAAGGUGGACUGAGAGGCGCAGGCCCAGAGGACGGGCCGCUUCCCGCGGACGCGGCCGAGCUUCUCUUCCUCUCCCCGGCGUCCCUUUCUGCUUGGUGGGGGCGCCGCUGCUUCGCCCGGGCUCCUCUAGACCAGGACUGGGUCGAGGCUCUCCCUGUCUUCCUUCGGGGCUGUUCUUCCCUUCCUGGGGGGGCGGGAGGGGUCUCCUCCCUCUCAAUAACGGGGUCGCCCCCAUUUCCUCCCGUCUCUUCAAGCCUUCUUCUUCCCCUCCCCCAAACCCCUUUCAUCCCCUCGGAUUCUUCUGACGACCCUUUUUCUUCCCCAAAUUAAGCGCCUCCGUUUUGAGGCUUGUCCUCCCCCACCCCUUUCCCCUUCCCCGAGAAGAUUGCAAAGGGCUCCUCUUUGCUCUUCCUCCCCCCCAAAAUUGGCUCUCCCCCUUUCUUGUCCCCCCCACUUCUGCCCCGGAUUUCCUCUGCUAGAAAUUAGUGGGGUUCGCCAAAUCCCCCCUUUAAAUAAGAUAUCAUAGACGUUUCCACAGCCUCCCCCCCUCCCCAUGUCCCCCCCUCAGAAAGGUCUCUCCCCUUUCUCUUAACUUAACCUGGCAAAGUUUCUCUUUCUGCCCAAUGUAAUUCCGCCCCCCCCAUUCCCUUGUGAUUUGAUAGCCCCCUCCCCUAUUUUGCUGAAUCCCUCUUCCAGCUCUUGCCCACAGUCCCAUUUUGGGGGGUCCUGGCAUCCCUGACCCAUUGAACUGGUUUCUUUCCUCCAUUUUGACAGAUACACCUUGGUCCCUGCCUUUUUCCCAGGGAGAGCCAGAUGUGCGGACAGUUUUUUCUCUCUCUUCCUUUCCUCCUGCCAGCUGCCUCUUCCUGUCCUAUUUGUCUUCCCUAACCCUGAAACAUUUUUAGGUCCUAUUUGAGGUAGGCUAUCAGGGACCCUUAUAGGGGAUUCAUUCAUUUGCCCUUCUGUUCAGCUCUUGCUGAGUGACUGACCCUUUUCUUUGUUGUUUCCAAAUUGGUACAUCUUUCAUGUCAAUCCUCUGUAAGGACCAUUUUUCUUCUAAUUCAGACUAUGGGCUAACUUUGUUGUAGGAUAACUAUUCCCAGUUGCUGUUGUUUUUUUUUUUCCUCCUUCCCUGUGCCAGUUUGGGAGGCUGAUUCACUGCUGAAGUGCUUUCUGCUCUCGGCAGACUUGGUUAGUAUCUUGAAAUUAAAUUUACAUGUGGGAAACUGGAGUCAAACUCUUCUGAGAGAAGACUGCGAAAGAAGCCUCUGAAAGCAGCCCUGUCGGCCCUCUGUGCACCUUCACCAACUCAGGAUGUCAGAGAAUCAGCCCAACAACACCCAUCAUCCAUUGAACAAUAAUGGGGUGGGUGGGGCCCCUGCUGGCAAUAACCGAGGGGUCCGUAAUCUCAACCAGAACCCUCUCAUCAAUGUUCGGGAUCGCCUCUUCCAUGCCCUUUUCUUCAAAAUGGCUGUCACCUAUGCCCGCCUCUUCCCACCGUCUUUCCGUCGCAUCUUUGAAUUCUUCAUACUCCUUAAGGCUCUGUUUGUCCUCUUCAUUCUGGCCUACAUUCACAUCUCCUUCUCCCGUUCCCCCAUCAACUGCCUGGAACACGUCCGGGAUAAAUGGCCACGGGACGGCAUCCUACGAGUGGAGAUCCAACGCAAUUCCAGCCGUAACCCUGUUUUUCUCCAGUUCUGCGAGAGUGAGAGGUUUCCAGGCAUGGUGAUUGAGCCUGCUGUUGGGGAGGAGGAGGAAGAGGAGGAGGAGGAGGAAGAAAUGACUGUGGAGAUGUUCCAGAACAGCUCCAUCAAGUUUAAUCUGGAUAUCGAACCUAAGAUCUUCCACAAGGCAACUCGGCUGAGUAAUGCCCAUGUUUUGUCCCCCAACGAAAGCCAAGAAUUCUCCUUUGGCAGUGAGCCGUCCUCUAAAGGUAUGCAGCCUCUCAGCGAGACUGUGUCCGAAUUUGAGAUGCUAGCCAAAGCAGUGUGGCCGCAGGAAGAAUACAUUGUGGAAUAUUCUUUUGAGUACGGAUUCCUCCGAUUAUCCCAAAGCACCCGUCAACGUCUGAGCAUUCCCGUCAUGGUGGUGACUCUGGAUCCCACCCGGGACCAAUGCUUUGGAGACAGGUUCAGCCGUCUCUUAUUGGAUGAAUUCCUAGGAUACGAUGAUAUUCUCAUGUCCAGUGUGAAAGCCUUGGCUGAAAAUGAAGAGAAUAAAGGUUUCCUUCGCAAUGUGGUGUCUGGGGAACACUACCGUUUCAUCAGCAUGUGGAUGGCCAGGACUUCCUACGUUGCAGCCUUCGUCAUCAUGGUGAUUUUUACUCUGUCCGUCUCCAUGCUGUUGCGUUACUCACACCACCAAAUCUUCGUUUUUAUUGUGGACCUGUUACAGAUGCUGGAAAUGAACAUGACAAUCGCCUUCCCCGCAGCUCCUUUGCUGACCGUCAUCUUGGCUUUAGUAGGCAUGGAGGCCAUCAUGUCCGAGUUCUUCAAUGACACCACCACGGCCUUCUAUAUCAUCCUCAUUGUCUGGUUGGCAGACCAGUACGAUGCAAUUUGCUGCCACACCAACACAAGCAAGAGGCACUGGUUGAGGUUUUUCUACUUGUACCACUUUGCCUUUUACGCCUACCAUUAUCGUUUCAAUGGGCAAUACAGCAGUUUAGCCUUGGUAACUUCGUGGCUUUUCAUACAGCAUUCCAUGAUCUACUUUUUCCACCAUUACGAGUUGCCAGCCAUCCUCCAACAGAUCCGGAUCCAGGAGAUGUUGCUCCAGAACCAGCAGGUGGGGACCCAGACCGCUGUCCAGGACAACCUCAAUAACAACACGACCGUCGCGGCAGCCAAUUCAGCUGACCAGCAACCCCACCUGGACGCCAGCCCAGCUGGGGCAGGAGAUGGCUCCCCGGCUUCUGGGGAAGGCCACCGCCCCCCGACCUCCAGCGCUACGGUCUCCCUCGGGAACGACUUGAAUUGGAUAGCAGACACAGCAGCUGUCAUCACGGAAGCCUCCUUUCUCUCCAACCUGGGCAGUUCCUUUUUGGACUCUCCGGCCGUUGUGACGAGUGGUGGGAGUUUGCAGGACCCGGAGCCCGCUUUGAACACGGCGGCCCAAAGUUUGUUUAGUAAUGACCGUACGGAAGCGGGCUCCGUCACUCUUGAGGGCACGUCCACCGUUGGGACUUCUGUGACCAAUACACCUCCUCCCGUCACGGUCCACCCAGAGCUGGAAGAUAUUCCUCAGCCGUCAGAGAGUUCGGCAGGCCGAGCCGAGCCUCUGAAGACAGACUCCCCGCAAGGUUCGGCUUUAAGGGGACUCCCGAGCCAGGCCUCCGAAGGACUUGCUGAGAGGGAUCCCACGCCGCUUUCCCCAGAAAAUAUGAUCUCCUGAUCCCACGGAGCCGCUGCUUCUCCCAAACUCCUUACUCUGUAGGAGACUGGAUGGCUUUCCGAUUGCAUUACAUUUGUUUUCUGAACCAAAUUCCUCUUUUAGAGAAGAAAGAGGCACAGCUAGAACGUAAGUUGAAGGAGAGAGCCAUCUUUUUCUCCCGCCUUCCGAGUACCAGGAAAGAAAGAGAAAAGAAAGCUGAAUAAAAAGAAGGGGAAGCGAUUGUAGAUGUCGGUCCCUGCGUCGGAAUCAAAUCCUUUUUGAAAGAAAGCGGUUUCUGCAUCUUUCUCGGUGAAUGGCGUUAAGCCCCAAUGUCUCAUCUCCGCCUCCCCAUCCUCCCGUUCCCCAUACUGCAUGGAAUCAUGGGACGCCCUCUGGGGGGGUCUGCAGGAGAUCUUAAUUUGCAUCUAUCUCCUUGUCUUGGCAUUCAGUUUUGUCCGAAAAGGGUGCUUGGAAACGCCAGGAGAGGGGAAAAAAAAAAAAAAAGAACAGGUAUCAUGACAAAAGUUGUUUUUGGGAUGCACCUUGGAAUUGGGGUGGGUGGUUAUAAAUGACCAGAAUCACCGCAGUAUGGUGAUUAUAAAGAGAAAUCGAUCCUUUAAGCAGAAGAUGCAGCGUGGAAAGUUGGCAUGAACUGGCUCCGGAAUUAUCGACGGGAAUUGUUAUUCGAAGGGUCUAAUACUUGACUCCUAAAAAAAAAAAAUCCUCAUUUUUUAAAAAAAUCAUUUGGAUUACACCUGCUUAUGUACAAACACCAUGUUAAUUUCUCUCAUUUUCUUUUUCUUCUAAAGAGGGUUGUAACUUAUAGGGGUUUAUUUCAAUAACAUGACAGGUUUUUUUGGGGGGGGGGAACGUGUCUUGCCCCACCCACCCCACCCCCAGUCCUUGAACCCAGUCCUUUCUUUUCAAUAACUGAAUACAAGUGAUUCUCGCUCCUUUGGUGGGAUUGCCCCAGUGAGAAGAUGGAAAAGCUUCAUAUCGGUUGUCCUACGCGGGGCUUCACCCGUCGGCCUCCGAGUGGGAGGAGUCCAGUGAGGCGUGAAAACAAACGAGCAGGGACUCUGAGGUUGUGGCCCCUUUGCACCUCGUGCCAGGUGGCUGGAUGGACAGAGGAGCUCAGCAUUUGCUUCGGCUUAACGACCGCUCGGAAGUGGCGCAGGUUAAUGCUUUCAAAGGCCCGGCGAAGAAAUGGCCACUUUCUGAGUUGAAAGCGAGGAGUCCAAAAGAUCGAUUUGGGGCAGGGCGCAUCAGAACACUUGUUUCUCAACCUUGGCCAUUUUUAAGACCAGGUGGACUUCAACUCCCAGAAUCCCCCA
Messenger RNA from Thamnophis elegans (Western terrestrial garter snake), 4778 nucleotides. It is a transcript of the gene TMEM259, whose product is annotated as transmembrane protein 259. Gene Ontology annotation, biological process: response to endoplasmic reticulum stress; positive regulation of ERAD pathway. Gene Ontology annotation, cellular component: endoplasmic reticulum. Lineage: Eukaryota; Metazoa; Chordata; Lepidosauria; Squamata; Natricidae. The coding region runs from base 1387 to 3465 and encodes 692 amino acids. The transcript has 11 exons. The record is from RefSeq and is a predicted model, not a curated record.